Molecule: messenger RNA, 1709 nt
Organism: Girardinichthys multiradiatus
Lineage: Eukaryota; Metazoa; Chordata; Actinopteri; Cyprinodontiformes; Goodeidae
Gene: gpatch4
Product: G patch domain containing 4
Exons: 8
Coding region: 192-1343 (383 amino acids)
Biological process (GO): regulation of ribosome biogenesis
Cellular component (GO): nucleolus
Molecular function (GO): nucleic acid binding
Source: RefSeq, a predicted model, not a curated record
AUUGUUUGUUGUGCGCAGUUCGUUCCAGUAGGUGGCGGUAAUGCGUCAAGACGUUCAGUGAAGAAUAAAUGUAUUUCCGGUUUCUUGCAUGAACCACAUGGGACUCCGGCGAGAAAACUAACACAACAAGACGUGAAGAUCAGCCGAACCUCGCCGUUUGUCGUCCUGCUCAGCGGUUCCAGUCAGCUCAGAUGGCUGAAGAUGGUCAGGAGAAAAGCCGAGGGUUCAAGUUUGCAGAACAGAUGCUUUUGCGUCACGGCUGGGAACAAGGUAAAGGACUCGGACGAGCUGAAAAUGGCAUAUCAGAGGCCAUCAAGGUCAAAGUGAAAUGUGACAAAGGAGGGAUUGGCCAUAGAGAAGGUGAGCAGUUCAGCUUCCACUGGUGGGAUCAUGUCUUUAAUAAAGCCUCAACCAGUCUGCAGGUGGAGACCGAUCAGAAUGGGAUUAAGUUAAAAAAGACAGCAGAGGAAGAUGAGAAAGAGGAUGGAACAAUCUCAAAUAAAAAGCCACGGAAAUCCCUGAAGGACAAAACCAAGCUGUAUGGGUGCUUUGUGAAGUCGGCCACACUUCUGUCCGGUCAGGAGGAGCCAGAGCCAAAGUCCAUGGUUUCAGAUGACAGCAGCAGUUCCGACGAGGAAGAGGAGCAGAAACUGGAUCUCUCAAGCACCACCAAGCUCUCUGAUGCUGAUCUAAUGAAGGUUUGUGGAGGACGAACAGCUCACAAGGGGGCUCGGCACGGUCUGACCAUGAGCGCCAAGUUAGCCAGACUGGAGCAGCAGGAAGCGGAGUUCCUGGCCAAGUAUGGAAACAAGAACCAAACACGAAAUUCUUUAGCAGUUAGUGUCACAGCGACACAUCCAACGGAGGAGACGACGGAGACGGGUCGCAGAAAGAAGAAGAAGAAGAAAUCCACUGAGAGCUGUGGUGAGCUAAACGGUGAUAAAGUCAGAGGACGUCCUGAAACAGAUUUUCAACAAAAGAAGAAGAAAAGAAAAAGGAAAGAUAAAACUAAGAGAAGAAAUGAAGCAGCAGAUGAAGAUCUUAUCCUUGUUGAAACCAGUGAGGAGCAGAAUGAAGACGGAAGAAAUCUGUCUGCUGCAGAAGAAACUGAAGAGCAUUACUCUGAUCGUAAUAUGAGGAGGAAGAAGAAGAAGAAAUGUGCUCAACAUGAUGCUGAAUCAGCAGAGGAGAGUUAUGAUGCAGAAUCCAUCCAGUCAGACCCCAGAACACACGAAGCUGAUGCUACCAUGACAACAGAGAAGCAGAGAAAGAAAGGAAACAAAAAAAAACCUGUUGACCAGGAGGAGCUUCCUUCAAAGAAGAAGAAGUCAAAGAAUCAAUAGUUGAUAAAAACCAGUUUACGUCAGACUGAGAAACUGGUUAUUAUCUACAUUUAUGUGGAGCUCCAGUUCAGUUCCUAUAUCUGUAUGAAACCAACUCAGUGAUUCUGGGAGAAUCUUCAGACCCGUUCGAUCAGGAACCCAAACUUCCAGACGGUGUAGGAUUUCUCAUCACUGCCGACAUAGAAAGUAAACCUGAGGAAACUUUUCUCUGCAGAGACAAAAAAAUCAAGGUCUCUCGUGUCUCAUAUAGCAUCUAACAUGAGGUUCUAGAGAACCAGUCGCCUGGGCUGCUAAAAUGUUCUGAGGUUUUUAAUGAACCACACAGAAGAAUGAAAUCUGAAAUAAAUUGUGAUGAAAAACACGAAA